AUGUCAACAUCUACAAAGACGUACUCAAAGUCCAUUCCUAAUGCACCGGAGGACAACCGACCUAUUGAGGUGAGAAGUAAUCUCGAAUAUGGGAAACAACUGUCAAAUGAGUAUUUGUAUGUUUCAAAACACCCUGUUGGAGAACCUCUACCCACCCCAAUUGAUGAUGACCCACCAUAUCCUAUUUACUUAUUAACUUAUUUGAACUACCUCAUUUUGAUUAUUAUUGGACACAUUAGAGACUUUUUUGGAAAAAUAUUCAAGCCACAAGAGUACAAGCACUUGGUGGAAAAGGAUGGAUAUGCACCAUGGUAUGAUGGCUUUGAAAGUUUUUAUGUUCGUAGGUUGAAAACAAGAAUUGAUGAUUGUUUUGCUAGACCGAUCUAUGGAGCUCCCGGAAGAUACAUCAAAUGUUUCAACAGGAUAAGAGAUGGAAAAACUGGGUAUUUGUAUGAUGGAACUUCAAAAGAAUGUCUUAACUUGUCUUCGUACAACUACCUUGGGUUUGCUCAAUCAAGUGGAGUAUGUACUGAUUUUGCAUUGAAAUGUGUCGAUGAAUAUGGUACCUCGGGGUGUUCACCAAGGUUGUAUUGUGGAACUACUGAUUUACACCGUGAAUGUGAACGAGUGAUUGCUGAUUUUGUUGGAAAAGAGGAUGCUAUCAUCGUAAGUCAGGGUUAUGGAACGAAUGCAACUUUUUUUGCCUCAGUGGCUGAUUCCAAGACUUUGAUCAUAUCAGAUGAAUUGAACCACGCAUCAAUCAGAUUUGGUAUAAGAAUCUCUGGGGCAAUUGUCAAAGUUUACAAGCACAACGAUAUGAAAGAUUUGGAACAAGUUAUUCGCACUCAAAUAGCUCAAGGACAACCAAAGACCCACAGACCUUGGAAAAAAAUCAUUAUUGCUGUGGAAGGGUUAUACUCCAUGGAGGGUAACAUGUGUAACUUGCCGGAAAUUAUAGAGCUCAAGGAUAAAUACAAAUGUUAUUUGUUUGUUGAUGAGGCACACUCUAUUGGUGCUCUUGGUCCUGAAGGCAGAGGUAUUUGUGACUACUUUUCAGUCGAUCCAGCAAGGGUUGAUAUUUUGAUGGGUACUUUGACCAAGUCCUUUGGCGCUACCGGUGGCUAUAUCGCUGGUGAUAGAGUGUUGAUUGAUAGAAUGAGAUUAGACUAUCAAACCAAUUCCUAUAGUGAGUCUGUUCCUCCUCCUGUGCUAGGACAAAUCAUUUCAUCAUUGAAUGUUAUAAGGGGCACACUCAAUCCCGGUGAAGGACAGGAAAGAUUACAAAGAAUUGCAUUCAACUCGCGGUACUUGAGAUUGGGGUUGAAAAAGUUGGGAUAUAUUGUUUAUGGUGCUGAUGAUUCACCCGUGAUUCCAGUGUUGUUGUUUUUACCUUCCAAAAUGCCAGCGAUUUCAAGGAUGUUGUAUGAUUUGGGAAUUGCAGUGGUGGUGGUUAGCUACCCUGCAACGCCUUUGGCCAGUGCAAGAGUAAGGUUGUGUGUUUCUUCAGCAUUAACGAAAGAAGAUUUGGAUUACGUGCUUGAAAAGUUUAGUCAAAUUGGCGACUUGCUAUACUUAAAAUUUAGUAGUGGUAUUGCCGGGGGUUGCAAAGUACCUGGACAACCACCACGUUGGUCCAUCGAAGAUGUCCUAGCAACCAAUGUCGAGGAUAGUAAAAGACCCAAAUUAUUGUAA
Messenger RNA from Lodderomyces parapsilosis, 1692 nucleotides. It is a transcript of the gene LCB2, whose product is annotated as serine C-palmitoyltransferase. The record is from RefSeq and is a predicted model, not a curated record. Gene Ontology annotation, biological process: sphingosine biosynthetic process; ceramide biosynthetic process. Gene Ontology annotation, molecular function: pyridoxal phosphate binding; serine C-palmitoyltransferase activity. The coding region runs from base 1 to 1692 and encodes 563 amino acids. Lineage: Eukaryota; Fungi; Ascomycota; Pichiomycetes; Serinales; Debaryomycetaceae. The transcript has a single exon. Gene Ontology annotation, cellular component: serine palmitoyltransferase complex.